AUGGGGGAUAGCGAGAUGGGUGCCGAGGAUCGAGAAGCCGCGAUCCGAAAAUCGAGCGGCGCUGGCCACUUAGAGGCGAGAUGCGAUGCAGCUUCCCUGGCACGUUCCGAGCAAGGCGAUGUGGUGACAUCACCAGCACUGGCACAACAGGGCAGCAAACCGUUCCUGGUGGCCCCCUCUGGCGCGACUCCACUGGAUCCCACUUUGCGCAAUCCACUAAACCCACUCGAUUCCAACUCGGCGCUCGCUGAAAAUCCUGCUGCGCUCUCGCGCAAAGUUGAUGCUGACGACGGUCAGAAAAACCAAAACAGUCAAGCCCCGGUGCUUAUUAACGACGACCUGCAAUUUUUAACACCCACGACAACAUCCUCGCUUCUCUCGCCUCUAUUAACACCCACCGAGACCCGAUCUCUUGCCUUUUCCGACAACGCUAGUGUAUCCAAUUCGGACGAGAACAAUGACGCUGCUAUGGGUAAAAAUUCCACCCAGGCCGUUUCUGAUGCAUCCGGGCUCUGUGAAUUAGGGCAGGGCCGAGUCGAUGACGCCAGUGCCGGAUUUGAGAAUGGCCAGUGCUCCUGCACUUCUCACGUCCGAGUUGGUGGGGCGAGGCCCACGGGCAGCCACAUGGAUCAGUCAGCUGGUUUCACGUGCAAACAGGAGGACAUGCAGCAGUCAUCUAAUUUGCAGGCCCUCAAGUCACCGGACGUGCAGCAGGGCCACCACCAGCGUGGUGAUGGUUGUCAGCAGCGGGACUCGGCCACAGCAGCGCCAGCAAGACUCACACCAGCACAAUUAUUACCUGCCCAACACCAUGCAUUCACAGCCACAAAUUCUACGCACGCGGCGCACGCGGCGAGCGCGGCGACUCCAGACGAAAUUGCAAGGUUGCAUAGUAUUACUGGUGCUGAUAAGGGCAGGGGCACGGCUGCUGGUACCGUGGCCAUAGGCGCUGGCGCUGGCACUGACACCCGCACUAAUAAUUCGACCUGGAGCAUAAACGACGCCGCCAAUGGCGCCCAACCGUCUAAUAAUUCAGGCCCACUCGGUGCGACAUUGAUGAGCCAGACGAACACAACCGGGUCCUGCGAGCAGCAGCUCAAAGACGCAGUCGCCGACAACAACGCCACCACUUCUGCAACCCCUGGCGCGCUGAACCCCGCUAGACCCGGAAAUUCCAGCUCUGGCGCGCACAACCAACAAUAUACCCCUGAGGACGGACCUGAACACGAUGGCAAUCUCCACCCCACCCCCGACAUCAACCCCAAGACUGGGGCCUACUUGGGGAACAUUGCUCAGCUCGAGGCCACUGCCGAGCGACUUUCCACCGCUACCAGUUCCAUCGAGGACGCGAUCCGUGAUCUUCAUGCCGAAUUAAAACGAAGCGACAGCCAACGGUCCGCAGCCGCCCGCGCCCGUGCCGGCCAAAACCUCGAAUUUGAGGACGGCCAAGGAUUCGAAUACGUUGACCAGGAAGACGACGGGAAGCCCCAGCUCCGCCUUCGUCGCCCUGCCCUUCUUAGGCACCUAUCGGCUUCGGCCUCCAUCGCCUCGCUCAACAGCAUCUCGAGAGUCCCUCCAUACACCCCUAGCCGCACCCGCUCCAACGCGUCGCUUAAAAGCCUCUACGGUAUCGAAACCGCGGAGCCCUAUCUGUCACGGACGGGGCCCGGCAAGGGUUCCGUACGAAGCAUUCGGACUGGGAAGCUGUCUCUUGCCGAGAUUGUCGAGUCCGAGCCCAUUGCGUUGAGCCAGAACGCGCUCGAUAAUGCCGACCGCAACCCCUUCCCGGCCGAGGAGGACGAUGAUACGAUCCGGGGACAGGCCGCCUACGAUGACAUAACCCCUUUACCGGGCUCUGAUCUUCGCUUUGAUCCCGCGCAGUACCAUCAUGAUCAGCCUAGCGCCCCCGGACCCGCAUACCAUUCUCAUGACCAGCACCAUGAACACUACCAUCAGCACCUGCAGCACCUUCACGAGGAACCGCGUCCCCGGUCCUCCGGUUCUGGUACCAGCUCGAUGAAUGUAAGGAACGCUUUUGGCGAUUUCGACGGUGUACACUUUGAGCCCGAGCUUCAUUCCCCCUAUCGUGAUGCAACCACCGGCCCCACAGCCCCCAUCUCCCCGCCCCGCGCCGUUCGCUCCCCGACGAGCCCCUCCAUGGCGCGGCCGACAUCCUACAUGGACCCUCAAACUGGCCAAGAGAUGCUUUAUUAUCCCGCCCGUGUCCCCGCGAUGCUCAACCUCCCACCCAAACUGUCGCGAAAGCCAAAGUCGGCCGCGCGCAAUGCUAGGCAGUCGGAGCUUCUGAGCGCCAUGCCCGAGAUAUCGAGGAAGUCUGCUGCUUGGUUGCCAGAUCCCCUCGAGGGACAUGCAAACAAGACUGCUUCCUGGCUGCCGGACCCUCUCGAGGGGCAUGCAAACGCGGCCUUUUCUCCGCCCCUGUCCCCGGAUGCGUCGACCGGCGACACGCCCGGCGCUCUGCCGCCUCCGGAAAGCCCCUUUGCGGCCACCGGCUUGCCAACCCCUGCGUUUUCGGCGCCCGAAAUCCACGUUACUGAGAUGGGCGGUUUCGAGCCACGCUACGGUGAUGAGUAUCCUGGCGUCACGCCCAACAUUCUGCCCGCUCCCGCUGAUGGUGACGACGAGGUGAAGCCCGCUGUGCCGAGACCACGCAAGGGCCGAGAUGCCACAGAUGCUGAGGCGACCAAGUCCCGGCUCAGCAAACUGCCUCCACAGCUACGGGCCAGCGUCUUCUUUGACUUACCUUCGACUUCUGCCAAGCUCAAGGUCAAGGAUGGCUCGGCAAGCGCCACCCUCGAUCACCUACUCAACGCCUCGGCCAACGCACCAGUGAGCGCGUUUACGGAUCACCUGAUUGUCGGAAAGCUCGGUUCUGAGGUAUAUGGCCCGGAGAAGAAGAGGAAGUCGGGCAUGCCCAAGACCUCUUCCGACUCGGAUCCCAAGAAGCGCAACACCUACCUCCGUGACCAGAAGAGCGCAGACACCCUCAACCCCGAUAGCCGCUCGAGUGUCCUAAGCCCCGGAUCGGGUUCGCACCACGGCUCGAGCACGCUCGAUGGCGCCGAUGACGAGCCCCUCCCUCCAGGUGCCGUAGGCUAUGCUACCCUCAGCCCUGACACGGACGAAUUCGACCCGAUUGACCGGAGGUCCAACGACAGCCGAGAGAGGGGCGAGGGUGGGGAGGAAGGAGAGGAGGAAGAGGAAGAGGAAUACGAUGAACUGUAUCACGGUCCCCCUACCACCCUCCUCGCCGAGCUGCAGAUUCGGAAGCAGCAGCAGAAGAACCGUACCCGGCUGCUGGCCAACCCCAACGGCAUGCAUUCGACGCUCCUCGAAAUGGACGCGGUGGCUGAGGCCCAGCGCCGCAACCGCAAGGACAGGAGGGUGAACCUUGCCUGGGAGGAUCCCGUCCAGGAUGGCGUCCUCGAGGAUGACGACGAGGACGUGCCUCUAGGCGUCCUCUAUGCUGCCAAAGCCACCGGGGCCAAUAACCUAGCGGCGGCGGCGGCGGAGCUCGACCGCCCUCUUGGCCUCAUGGAGCGUCGCGAACUUGAAGAGAAUGAACCUCUGAGUCAGCAUGAGCAUGAUGGCCCCCAUGGCCGGCCCCUAGCCGAGGAGCAAGAAGUAAUAAAGAAGAGGGGACAGCGCCCUCCCCGCGCGCGACCCGUCAGCACCGCGUUCACGUCUGAGCUCCUUGGACAAUUUGUCCCUCCCGAGGAGGAGGUAAAGGAAGAAGCGGUCAAGCCCGUUGGUGAAGAGGAGGAGACCCUCGGCCAACGCCGCCGCCGCCUUCAAGCGGAGCGUGAGGCGCGAGCUGCGGAGAUGGGCAUCCCCGGCGUGCGCACAGUGGGCGGCGCCCCUCCCGGCCACCGCCUAAGCAUGGCGGGCAUCCUCUCGGCCCACCCUAGGAACGACACAUCCCUCCAGGACGCAGAGCGGCGCAGCCAUGAGGUCGCAGAUGCCGACAACGCUCCUCACGCCCAGCGGGGCAACAGCACGGGCGGGUUCCGCAACGGUCAGUUCAACGACGGCACGGGCGGAUUCGGAACACGCCGGGUGCCGAGCCAGGGCAAUCUGAGCGCCGAAUUCGCUUCGGACUCGUGGAACCGCUCGAGUGUCGCCUUUAACAGCGGUGGCAUGAUUCAACAGGCGGGCAUGACGUCGAUGAAGAACACGUACGGCCCAGCCCCAGGAGCUGCACCAGGCUGGUACGGCGGCCAGGCGCCCAUGUAUAUGGGUGGGCCGAUGCAGAUGGGAGGAGGCAUGCCUGGUAUGAACGCGCCUAAUAUGGGCAUGCAGAUGCCGAUGCAGAUGCAGAUGCCCAUGUCGGCGCCCAUGCCUAUGUCGGCGCCUAUGCAGAUGCCUAUGCAAAUGCAGAUGGGCCAGCAACCGAUGGCGUCGCCCAUGGGCAUGCCAGGAGCCCUGGGCAUGGGUGGGGGUUAUCAGGCGAACCCGCAGGGUCAGACUGACAUGGUUGAUCGGUGGAGGCACGGGGUGAUGUGA
This is a messenger RNA of Parascedosporium putredinis, 4524 nucleotides long. Lineage: Eukaryota; Fungi; Ascomycota; Sordariomycetes; Microascales; Microascaceae. The record is from the annotation of a GenBank genome assembly.